AUUGUACUUUCAUUUAUCACAGUUCCAUCAUGAUUGCUCUAAUUUCUGCCGUGAUUUUUUGUUUCCUGACCUCAGCCUUGGCCCAGCAAGGUUGCUCUAGCGAAGGUCAGUUCACUGAUAGUGCUGGCUCCUAUGUAUUCUCGUGGUCAUUGCAAUCAAAUGGAAUGUAUGUUGACUGCAAUGUGUCUGUGAAUACAGCAGAUAACAGAUGGGUUGCAGUUGGAUUCUCUGAAAAUCGAGCCAUGCCUGAUACUGAUGUCAUUAUUGGUGCUAAUGAUGGAACUGACGAAUUUGUAGAAGACAGGUGGAAUAGUCAAAACCGGGCAGCUGGACCAUCACUUGAUCCUAUGCAGAAUAUUAUGAAUACUUCAUCAAUGAGGGAUGGCAAUAGGCUUACCAUAAGUUUUACCAGACCACUUGUCAGUCCUGAUACUAGUGGUAGAGAUGAAAAUCUUGAUGUAUGCCGUAACGUCCUUUGAGCUUUUGGAGGUACAACCACUUUUGUGAAUGGCAGUGUAACUGCUCUUGGGGACCAUUCUAAUAGAGGUAUCUUUGCGGAUCAGCUUUGCCUAUGCACAAUUGCAUCAACAACAGCAACGCCAACAAUGACACCAACAGCAACAACAGUGACACCAUCAGCAACACCAACAGCGACAUCAACAGCAACAGAGACACCAGCAGCAACAGAGAUACCAGCAGCAACAGAGACACCAUCAGCAACAGUGAUACCAUCAGCAACACCAGAAGAGACACCAGAAACUACAUCUAGUGCCGCCUCAGUUAUAAAUGUCGCAGUUCUUACUUCUAUAUUUAUCUUUAUUGCUACAAUUUUUUGAACUAUUAAACUAGAAUAGAUAAGAGUGUAGUGUCAUGUGAUUAUCCAUGAUUUUUGUUUGAUUUUAACAGUUCAUAUUUUGCUAAAUUUAAUGUUUUGUUUAAAGUUUAAAA
This is a messenger RNA of Amphimedon queenslandica, 948 nucleotides long. RefSeq lists its product as uncharacterized. The transcript has 3 exons. The record is from RefSeq and is a predicted model, not a curated record. Bases 30 to 479 code for a protein of 149 amino acids. NCBI's taxonomy places the organism in Eukaryota, Metazoa, Porifera, Demospongiae, Haplosclerida, Niphatidae.